AUGUCAUGGCAACCUAACGAUGAUGAGCUUCAGCAGGUUUUAUUCGUUUUAUUUGAUUGCACUCUUCUUUAUUUGUUUGAGGUGAUUGCCCUACUGCAGCAUUCACAGUCCACAGAUCGUGAAGUGCAGCGAAAUGUUCAACAACGGUUGAAUCAGUUGAACGGGCAUGAGUCUUUCUGUUGCUACCUCGUUCAUAUCUUGAGCGUUAUGAAAGAUGGCCCAAUUGAUGUAGGUUUCAAAGUUAUCAUUCAAGUUCUCUCAUAAAACUGUCUACAAAAACGUUCAGAAAAUAAUAAUUUUCAGGCAACUAGUCGCUCGUUGGCGGGUCUCAUCUUGAAGAACAACAUUAGAACCCGCUGGGUGACCUACAAUGAUGAAGUUCGACGAUUCGUCAAGUCUCACACAAUGAACAGCAUUGCCGAUCCCGAGCCACUCAUUCGCGCCACCGUCGGAAUUAUCAGUCUGUUUUUUGUUUUCUAAUUUUUUUGAGCGAGUUUCGUGGAAAAGUUAAUAUUUUCUUCAUCAUAUAUGAAAUACUGAUUUCGUGUUUUUCCAGUUACGACUAUCGUUGUCGAGGAAGGAGUCUCCACUUGGAGCGAUCUUUUGCCCACAUUGGCGCAGAUGCUGGAACAGCCCAACGAGUACAUGCAAGAGGUUUGAGUAUAACCUAAAAUACUUAUUUUCUUUUUUCGGAAAUAAAAAUGAACUUAUUUUAUUUUUAGGGAGCCCUGGGAGCGCUGCAAAAAGUCUUCGAGGACUCUGCAGACCGUUUCGAUACAGAGACGCAUCUGCAGCCGAUAAUUCCUAAGCUUUUGCAGUACUUUGGCAGCAAUUCUGGCAAAAUGCGGUUUUUUUUUCGUUUAUCUUUGUUUUUUACGUAGUUUAUCAAUAUUUCAGUCUUUUCAUAAGUUUUCUUUCAAUGUUCAGAGCGCUCUCAAUGAACUGCAUCAACUGCAUAUUGAUGGUCAACAACGAUCCCAUCAACAGUGUCAUCGACGAUUUCUUGCACGCUCUUUUCGCCCGCGCUCACGACGGAGAAGAGGUACUUAGAAGGCCCAAAACUUCAUUUCAUUCCAUUCAUCAAAAACUUGUUUGCCAUUCUUAUGAAAAGUUUGGGGCUUUUAGGAGGUUCAAAAGCAACUGUGUCGUUCUUUGACUCUUCUUCUCGAUACCCACAUGGAGAAAAUGAUGCCCAAUCUUCCAAAUGUCGUCGAUUACAUCAUCCUCAAGACCGAGGUUUCUUUAAUGUCUUCUUUUUCUUUAGAAUAAAUGUUAUCAGGACUCAAACGAGGCUGUCGCAUUGGAAGCUUGCGAAUUCUGGCUUUCCUUAGCAGAAAACAACGACGUUUGCUCUUACCAUUUAUUUCUAUAUCUCCAAAUUGAUCUUUAAGAUUUGCCGCCAACUUCUUGGCCCUUUCUUGCCGAAAUUAGUCCCUGUCCUCGUCAAAUGCAUGCGCUACACAGAAAGUGACGUCAUUGCAUUGAAGGUUCGAUAAAUUCGACCCAACUCCUCCUUGAACCUCAUUUUGAAGGGGAACGAAGAGGACGCGUCAGUUCCAGAUCGAGAUGAAGACAUCAAACCGCGUUUCCACAAGUCCAAACAACAGGGCUUUCUGAAAUCCGAAGUCGGUCCCUCUUCAGAAAACCAACAACCUGAUCCAAGGAGUUUCAGGAAGAAGACGAAGAAGAUGAAGACGACGAUGACGUCAGCGGCGAAUGGAACAUUCGUCAGUUUUUUUCUUUCUUUCCAGGACAUCUGAGCUUUUUCUUCGAAUAUCAUCUUUUUUGCAGGAAGAUGCGCAGCCGCUUCUCUCGAUUUGUUGGCUUCGAUCUUCGCAAAUGAUUUGUUGGCUGUGUUGCUGCCGAUCCUGAAGGAGGCCCUCGUCCACCAGGAUUGGAUGGUUUUUUUUAAUCUUUUUUUGAAGCGUUCUCUUCUUCCUGUCUACAGUUACAAUCUUUUAAAGUGUAUUUUUUGAGAUUAUGCGACUUUUUCCAUGUUUGGCUUCAUAAAAAUUAUAAUUUCGUUUCAACCGAAAAAAGUUAAGAGGAAUUCUUAUCAGGGCAUAUGAAUUUUAAAAAAUGAUAGUUUAUUUAUUUGAAUCUUAUUUAUCUAGAGACCAACCGAUCAAUUAAUUCAUAAAAAAAAACUUUGUUUUUAAAGCGAAAAAAGCUGGUUUUGAAGAGAAUACAAGAUCGGUCAAGUGACUAGUUUUUUGAGAAAAUUCUCGAUAUGUUCGGAUUUUUUUUCCAUAGGUACUCGUUUCCAAAUGAUUUUUUCUAUAGAAGAAAAAACUAACAUUCGAAAAACUGGUCAAGAGUUUAAAAUCACGUGUUUAUGAAAGUAUUAUUAAAAAAGUUUGUAUAAAGUUCUUAGAAAAACUGUUUUCUGCUUUAGUGUAAUUAUGUCACAUUUCGUGGUUUAGGUGAAAGAAUCUGGGAUUUUGGCGCUAGGAGCGAUUGCCGAGGGCUGUAUGGACGGCGUGACGCCGCAUUUGAACGAACUCGUGCCGUUCCUCUUGGAAAUGCUGCAGGACAAGAAGCCCCUCGUUCGGUUGGUCGUCCCCCACCCAACCGACGGCAACCAUUUCCUUCAGGUCGAUAACCUGCUGGACUUUGUCUAGGUACUGUGCCUGGGUCGUGAACGACGAAAACGCACAGAAACACUACUUCCAACCGGUUCUCCAACGGGUGAAUCGUAGCAAACCGAGCGGAUCUCAUUACUUGAAUUGAAGUUCCUGCAAUGCGCCUUGGACAACAACAAGAAGGUGCAGGAGGCGGCCUGCAGCGCCUUCGCGACUCUCGAAGAGGAGGCCUGCGACGUGCUCGUUCCAUUCCUUCAGCCCAUUCUCAGCACUCUCGUCCAGGCCUUCAACAUAUACCAGGUAAGGCUGUCUAUCGGUCUGAUUUAAACUGAAUCCAUCAAUCGCUUUUUAUUACUAUCAUUAAUCGAUUUUGAACUGGUUGGUUUUUUUUAAACGAUUUCUGCGCAUUGAGAGACUCGAAAAUAACUUCGAAAAAAAAAAUGUAAUUGGCGACAUUCAUAAAGCUUAAAACCAGACCGAAAAUCGUUUUUUUUUUUGUUUUUUUUAUUGAAACAAUCGGGAAUUGGCAUUUAAAAAUGCAUUGCCAUGUAUGAAAUUUUCCUUGGAGUUCACUUUCAAGCGUUUCAAACCGUGGAAAAACAUUUAUAGGCAAAGAAUCUAUUGAUUUUGUACGACGCCCUGGGAACUCUGGCCAACUCGGUGGGAGAAGCGCUUUGCCAGCCUGUCUACGUUCAGAUGCUGAUGCCGCCUCUCAUGUCCAAGUGGGAGAGACUCAGCGACGACGACAAGGUCUUCAACCCGCCUUUUCCCCGUGAAAGCGCACGUUCAGGAGCUCUUCCCCCUUCUCGAGUGCGUUUCUUCUGUCGCGUCCGCCAUGGGAAUGUCUUUCCUGCCUUACAGUCUUCCCGUCUACAACAGGUACGACGGAAGACGCUCCAUGACUUACUCGAAUCAUUUUCAAGAUGCGUCAACCUAGUGCGGAGGUGCGUCCAUCAAGCGCAGAUGCAUGCCCAAAGGCCAUUGGAAAUCGAAGCGCCAGAAACGGUCUGAAAGAGUUCUGAGGAGUUGAACUGAUCUGCUCUCAGGACUUCAUGAUCGUCGCGUUGGACUUGUUGUCCGGACUGGCCGAGUCGCUGCCUGAACACAUAGAACAGCUCGUCGAGGGCAGCGGGAUCAUUGAGCUGCUUCUUUUUUGCUCCGUCGUCAGUUCCACUUUUGUUUUAAGCAGACGCUUCUCCAUAAUCCCCAUCAAAAGGGCUGAAAUGAAGAAAUUUUCAGGAUCCAUUGCCAGAAGUCCGACAGUCUUGUUUCGCCCUACUCGGCGACCUCGUCAAAACAUGCUUCUCUCAGAUCAAACCUCAGACAAGUUAGUUUACAUAUAAAGUAUAACUUUGUAUCACCUGAAAAAGUUAGGAGAUUCACUAACUGAUUCUCAAGAUUAGAAGAAUUCUUAGUGAAAACAAAAGAUCUUUACUAUCUGAAAAACCAUAGCUGGGAUUCGCGGAAUUGAAGAAAGAAAAAUAAAACUGAAAUAAGAAAAAAAAAUUACAAAACAGUAACAAUCACAUAGGAUUUAACUUUGUUAUAUAACAGUUCUGAAUCAAGCUCUUCGGUUAAAGUUUCAUGCUACGUAUAGUGUACAGAUCUCAAAGUUUUCAAUGGCAUCGAAAAUAUCCGCAGAAAUGGCUUCUCUGUCUCAAAUCUCGUUGUUCAUAGUCCAAUUUCCUUUUAGAACCUUUUUUGUACAAUAUGUGAGUUUACUCUUCACAACUCAACUUUCAGACACUUUUGUGUGCGUACUGGCGCAGAACCUGGACCCUUCGAAGGUCUCCGUGUGCAACAACGCGAUUUGGGCUCUUGGAGAGCUAGUUCUGAAGAUGGGCGGCGAGAUCAAGCCGUUCAUCCCGCAGUUCCUGGAGCAGCUCAUCGGCGUCGUCAACUACCAGCCGACGGCGCAAAGGACGCUCGUCGAGAAUACGGGUAGGGGACCAGGCCGAUUUCGCCAGCCGGCUGUGUAGUGUGUAAGAAGUUUGCAGCGAUCACGAUCGGCCGGCUCGGACAGCAGUGUGCCGAGGACACGGCGGCCUUCCUCCAGCGCUUCAUCCGGAACGUCUGUCUGUCGCUGCGCAACGUCAAGGACAACGCCGACAAGGAGAGCGCCUUCAUCGGCCUCUGUCAAAUGAUCAACCUCAAUCCCACCGGCGUCUUACCGGUUUGCGAGCUUCCUUUUCCGACUGUUUCGCUGUCUCCCAAACUUUUUCGUUUAAUAAUUUCUGGAAUCAGUUCAAAAAAUAGAUAUUAGUAUCAUAUAUGGAAAAGACAUGACUUGAUAUUUAUUUAGUAGGGCGCGACAUGAAAACGUUUAUCAACCCAGAUUUUCCUAUAUAACAAGCAUCGGAAACAGUUACAUUUUUAGCAUUGUCAAAAAAUUUUAAACCAAAAAAAUUUUUGGAAAUUUUUUUGAUUUUUUUCAAUUUCUGUAUCUCUGUCUUUGAUUUUUGAAAUCUCCGAUUUUUGGAAACAUUUUUUGAUUUUAUUAAUUAUUUUCUAGCGGUCAAAAUCAGAAGUGUGCUCAAAUAAAAAAAAAUCUAGAACGUAGAGUUUCGUUGAGGUGUCGAAACGAAGAUAACAUGGCGGAAGCAACUUUUUCUUUCUUAUAAGGGAACUUUUCAGGACUUCAUCUUUUGGUGUGACGCCGUUGUUUCUUGGCAAACUCCGAAGCCGGAGCUGAAAGAAAUGUUCGCCAGGGUACGUUGAGAAGUUCUGGGCGCCCAGAAGACCUUUGACGUCGUGAUUGCAGAUUUUCAUGGCGUUCCGCGAACAAGUUGGCGUCGAGAACUGGAAUUUGUUCACGGCGCAGUUUCCGACGGCCCUGCGAGAGCGGCUCUUCGAGUUUUACGGCAUUUGA
Molecule: messenger RNA, 5451 nt
Organism: Caenorhabditis auriculariae
Lineage: Eukaryota; Metazoa; Nematoda; Chromadorea; Rhabditida; Rhabditidae
Source: the annotation of a GenBank genome assembly